UACGCUUAACCAAAAAAAUACAACAUUUCUUUCAUUGCUAAUUAAAAUUAUUCUUCAAAAAUGUGCAAUGUUGGUCUCAAUGGUUUUGGUCGAAUUAGUCGAAUGGUUCUUAGAGCUUCGUUUGAUAAAAAUGUUAAAAUAGUUGCAAUUAAUGAUCCAUUUGCAAAUGUGGAUUACAUGGCCUAUUUAUUUAAAUACGAUUCUUCGCACAAUAAAUUUAAUGGUGAAAUUAAAACCGAAAAUAAUUGUCUUUUCAUAAAUGGUAAUAAAAUUCAUAUCUUUAAAGAGACAGAACCGAAAAAUAUUCCCUGGAAAAAUGCUCAAGCGGAAUAUGUAAUUGAAUCAUCAGGUGGAUUUACUAGCAUUAAAAAAGCUUCGGAUCAUUUGACAGGAGGAGCGAGAAAGGUGAUAAUUUCAGCACCAUCCGAAGAUGCGCCAAUGUUUGUUGUUGGCGUCAAUCAUAAUUCCUAUGAUCCUAGCCUAAAUAUCGUUUCCAAUGCUUCAUGCACAACCAAUUGUCUUGCUCCCCUAGCUAAAGUAAUAGAUGAUAAUUUUCAAAUUGCCGAAGGACUGAUGACAACUAUUCACGCAGUUACUUCGACACAAAAAACUGUAGACACACUCUCGGGCAAAGACUGGCGAUCAGGACGCGGUGCUUUGCAAAAUAUAAUUCCAGCCUCAACUGGAGCGGCAAAAGCUGUGGGAAAAAUAAUUCCAUCAUUAAAUGGAAAAUUGACGGGAAUGGCAUUUCGUGUUCCAGUGGCAAAUAUUUCGGUGAUUGACUUAACGGUGCGACUCUGCAAGGCAACAAAUCUUGAUGAGAUUAAAAAUAAAAUUAUGGAAUCAACAUGUGCCGGAAGUCCGCUUCAUGGAAUUCUCAGUUACACUAAUGAGGAUGUUGUUUCAUCUGAUUUUAUGACCAGCUCCUAUUCCAGUGUUUUUGAUGCCAAAGCCAGUAUUGCAUUGAAUGAAAAAUUCGUCAAACUUGUAGCCUGGUAUGAUAACGAGUAUGGUUACUCGGUACGAAUGCUUGAUCUCAUAAAAUUUAUGCAAAGCAAAAAUUAAUUUAACAAUAAAAAUAAAUACAUUUACUUACUACGGUUUUUAACAGUACCUAGUUCUAAAAUUUUAAUUUCUUCUAUACCGAAAAUAUUCAAUAAUAAUACCAAAAGAAAAAAGAAAAUUUAUAGA
Molecule: messenger RNA, 1191 nt
Organism: Leptopilina heterotoma
Lineage: Eukaryota; Metazoa; Arthropoda; Insecta; Hymenoptera; Figitidae
Product: glyceraldehyde-3-phosphate dehydrogenase 2-like
Exons: 4
Coding region: 61-1065 (334 amino acids)
Biological process (GO): glucose metabolic process
Molecular function (GO): NAD binding; NADP binding; oxidoreductase activity, acting on the aldehyde or oxo group of donors, NAD or NADP as acceptor
Source: RefSeq, a predicted model, not a curated record